Molecule: messenger RNA, 2745 nt
Organism: Topomyia yanbarensis
Lineage: Eukaryota; Metazoa; Arthropoda; Insecta; Diptera; Culicidae
Exons: 2
Coding region: 1-2745 (914 amino acids)
Biological process (GO): DNA integration
Molecular function (GO): nucleic acid binding
Source: RefSeq, a predicted model, not a curated record
AUGUUCCACCAAAUUAAGAUUCGUGAACCCGAUCGUCAGUCACAACGUUUUCUUUGGCGUGAAAACUCUUCUCUGCAUCCUACGACCUUCGUUAUGGACGUGGCCACCUUUGGGUCAACCACAUCAGCCCAAUACGUUAAAAAUUUGAACGCGCAAGAGUUUGCAGGCAAAUAUCCUCGGGCAGCUGAAGUUAUUUUGAAGAGCCAUUACGUUGAUGACCUGCUAGAUAGCUUUUGGACGACUCAAGAGGCGGUAGACGUGAUCAACGAAGUGAAACUCGUGCAUUCUUUCGGCGGGUUCGAGAUUAGGAACUUUCUGUCCAACAGAAUUGAGGUUCUGCAGGGAAUCGGUGAAUGUUCUCAUGAAGCGAUUAAAGAUCUUGCACUAGAACGCGAAGGAAUCACGGAAUCUGUUCUGGGAAUGAGAUGGAUACCAUCUGAGGACAUGUUCACGUAUACUUUCACUCUCCGGAGCGAUUUGCAGCCGAUACUCGAGAAUGGUCAUGUACCAACGAAACGUGAAGUGCUGAAGGUGGUCAAGAGUCUUUUCGAUCCCCUUGGACUCCUUUCGUUUUUUCUAGUUCACGGAAAAAUUCUCAUCCAAGACUGUUGGACAUCCGGGCUGUCUUGGGACGACCCCAUAGGAGACGAACUCUGCGAACGCUGGAAACGGUGGAUAAAAUUCUUUCCACAACUGGAUACCCUCCGUAUUCCCCGAUGCUAUUUUCAAUCUCCAUAUCCAAUGGACCUCAAAGGACUUCAAGUCCAUAUAUUUGUGGACGCAAGUGAAGCUGCAUACUCCUGUGUGGCAUACUUCCGCUUGCCGGUAGGACAGGGAUUCCAGGUUUCUUUGAUAGCCGCGAAAACGAAGGUGGCCCCGCUCAAAGCUCUGUCCAUUCCGAAACUGGAGCUGAAGGCCGCUGUCCUGGGGGUCCGGCUACUGGACUCAAUACUCAAAUCUCACACUAUUCCAAUAUCAAAACGUUUCUUCUGGACAGACUCGACUACAGUAUUGGCAUGGAUCCAGUCAGAUCAUCGCAAAUACCUAAAGUUUGUGGCCGUCCGCGUUGGCGAGAUCCUUAUGAUGAGUGAUCAGACAGAGUGGAGAUGGGUUCCCACUAAACUGAAUAUCGCGGACGACGCUACAAAGUGGAAAUCCGAACCAAAUCUCAAUUCCAACAGUCCGUGGUUCUGCGGACAAAGCUUUCUUCAAGAUGCCGAAGAACAUUGGCCUGCUGCACGACGAUUCGCGACUGUCUCGGAGGAAAACCAUCUGGUACAGGUGCAUACUACCCCCACACCAUGGGUCGACGUUGCACGUUUUGGUAGUUGGGAGAAAUUACAUCGUACGAUGGCUUACGUGAUCCGGUUCAUUCAAAAUCUCCGUCGAAUUCAGGCUGGCGCAGUACCAGAGCAGAAUGUUCUCACGCAGGACGAGCUCAAGGGUGCCGAGGAAGUGCUAUGGAAGAUGGCGCAGUCGGAAUCUUUCUCAGCGGAAAUUUCUGUCUUGCAUUCAACGCAAGGUCCGCCAGAAUUGCGUCACGCGAUCGUCAAUAAAUCAAGCCCAAUCUACGGAUUAUGGCCAUUCAUCGAUGAACAAGGGAUUCUACGAAAGCGCGGCCGUAUCGAUGCCGCACCGUAUGCAUCACUGGUAUCAUCGCCGUUUCCGCCACGCCAACCGAGAAACCAUCGUAAACGAAAUGCGCCAGCGAUUCGAGAUCUCCAAACUCCGAGAGCUAAUCAAGACGGUAAUGAGCCGUUGUAUUUGGUGCUUCCAGCCGUCAGGCUAACCCCAAACGUACGUCCGUUUACCUUCGUUGGCCUUGAUUAUUUCGGCCCAGUACUCGUGAAAGUUGGUAGGAGUCAGGCCAAGCGCUGGAUGGCAUUAUUCACUUGCCUCACAAUCCGUGCAGUGCACAUCGAGGUCGUUCACAGCUUAUCGACUGAAUCCUGCAUUAUGGCAGUACGACGGUUCGUCUCUCGUCGAGGCCCUCCAGCAGAAUUCUAUACGGACAACGGGACUUGUUUCACUGGAGCAAGCAAUGAACUGAAGAGGGAGAUAGAAAUGCGAAAUCAAUCUUUGGCGCUAACAUUUACUAGUGCCCAAACGCGUUGGAGAUUUAUUCCACCCUGUACACCACACAUGGGUGGCGCGUGGGAGCGUCUCGUCCGAUCCGUGAAGGUGGCAGUAGGAUCAUUGAUAGAAGCACCUCGCAAACCCGACGACGAGACACUGCUGACGAUUAUGAACGAGGCAGAGGCUAUGGUUAAUUGUAGGCCACUCACUUACGUUCCAUUAGAAUCAGCCGACAGAGAAUCCUUAACUCCGAACCACUUCCUGCUAGGAAGCUCGAACGGAGUCAAGAUACUUCCAACACCACCGGUCGAUGAGCGAGUCACGCUUCGAAGUAGCUGGAAGCUAGCGCAAUACAUUUGCGACGAGUUCUGGAGACGGUGGGUGAAGGAAUACCUUCCUGUGAUAACACGCAGGUGUAAAUGGUUUGACGAAGCGAAGGAUAUUGUGGUCGGAGAUUUGGUUGUGCUGGCGAGCGGAACGGCGAGGAACCAGUGGGUGCGAGGUCGUGUAGUGAACGUGAUGCUCGGGCGUGAUGGCAGAGCUCGCCAAGCCUGGGUACAAACGUCGACUGGCGUAGUGAGGCGUGCGGCAGUAAAACUAGCGGUGCUAGACGUCAUGGAGUCUCGUGAAUCCGAAAAUAAACUCUCGGAUCAGGCGAACCAUCACUAG